AUGACGAGUGCACUGAGUCCGAGUACAUCCAAGUGUAAUACAUGUGCAAAGUCCGUCACCUCGGACAAUGGGAAAGAGAUUCAACCGUUUGGAGUUUUGGUCGGGCGGAAGAUCCCAAAAAGAGUCAACUCACCAUUGACACCGUUUGCUAGCUACUGGAAAACCGAGGCCACUCCAACGAACAACAACGAACAUGAAACGUCUGUUGACCAACUCCGAAAAGCGAGUGUCUCUCGAAAAGAGUCAGGAACCCACGUGGAUACAGUAGUCACCACAAUCGACGGACAGAGAUAUGAUACCAAGGAACUGGAUCAUGAUCCAGAUUUUAGUGAAACCGCCGAAUGGGCGUUCCCGAUUUUCCAAAUCUCCCGAAAGUAUCCAAAGACGAUUUUGAGCAGGCUGACCUACAACAUCUUCCAACAAUCAGAGUUGUUCCGAAUUUUCAAAGUUUCUCCGAUCAAAUUUUUCAACUUUUUCCACGCUCUCGAGAAGGGAUACUGGGAGAUUCCAUAUCACAACCGAAUCCACGCUGCCGACGUUCUUCAUGGAUGCUACUACCUAUCAGUUCACCCAGUCCGACCACAAUUCGGAGUCGUCAAAUCUCCAGAUUCCCUUCUUCCGGCCCCACAUCCACAGGCUGCUUCUAUCAUGUCUCAGAUGAGCACUUUGGAGUUGAUGGCACUUUUCACAGCGGCUGCGAUGCAUGACUACGAUCAUCCUGGCAGAACGAACGCAUUCUUGGUUACUGUAGAGGAUAAGAAGGCAAUUCUGUACAAUGAUCGAAGUGUUCUGGAGAAUCAUCACGCUGCAGAGUCCUGGAAACUGCUGAAUAAGUCUGAAAAUCAUUUCAUUGAGAAUUUGGAUCCAGCUGAGAUGAAAAGAUUCCGAUACCUGGUCCUCGAGUACAUCCUUGCCACUGAUCUCAAGCAACACUUUGAAAUCAUUAUGACAUUCAACGAUCGAUUAGCUGACAUGGAUCUUCAAGUGGAGUCCGAUCGAUUGCUCGUCGGAAAGCUUCUUAUCAAAAUGGCUGAUAUUAACAGCCCAACAAAACCAUACGGGUUGCAUCGACAGUGGACCGACAGAAUCUGUGAGGAGUUUUAUGAGCAAGGAGACGAUGAGAGGAGAAGGAAUCUGGCAAUCACUCCAUAUAUGGAUAGGGGAGAUGCUCAGGUGGCAAAGUUGCAAGACUCUUUCAUUGCUCACGUUGUCAGUCCGUUGGCUCAGGCCAUGCAUGAGAGCGGUCUCCUCCCAAUUCUUCCUGGUCUCGAAACCUCCGAGCUUAUGAUCAAUAUGCAGCAUAAUCACAGAAAAUGGAAAGAGGAGAUUGAAAUCGAAACUGCUAACUAUGAGCCAACCUGUAAUGGUGGAUCAGUGAACGGAGUGAUAGAAGAAGAGAGUGCCAGCACCAGUGAUAGUCCAGAUCCACGACGAGAUUCUCCAUCAUUGGAUUCCGAAUUAAGCCAGGUACCGUUCACCAUUUGCUGCAGUAUUGCCGAAGAGGAAUACAUCUGA
Caenorhabditis briggsae is the source of this 1515-nucleotide messenger RNA. It is a transcript of the gene Cbr-pde-3, whose product is annotated as Protein CBR-PDE-3. The transcript has 7 exons. NCBI's taxonomy places the organism in Eukaryota, Metazoa, Nematoda, Chromadorea, Rhabditida, Rhabditidae. Gene Ontology annotation, biological process: signal transduction. Bases 1 to 1515 code for a protein of 504 amino acids. The record is from RefSeq and is a predicted model, not a curated record. Gene Ontology annotation, molecular function: 3',5'-cyclic-AMP phosphodiesterase activity.